UGUUUUAAGUGCCAGGUUUUAUUUUAGUAUUUUUAAAACAUAUCAUUUUAUUAAAUAAAUUUUUUAAUGCCUAAAUUAAUAAUUUUUACCACAAUACCACAAGGAAUUUUUUAAGGAAGACCUUGUUUGGGGGAUAUCCAUUAAAAAAAAAAUUAAAAUGAAAAGGAAAACAGGAAAAAAAUUCCUAUCGAAAAAGUAAAAGGCAGUAGGAGACUCCAGGUCCUAUAGCACUGGAAAAAAAAUGCCAAGGAACCUGUUCGACUCGUAAAUUCUUCCAAUUUUUUCCUCGCACCUUCUUCCUGUAACUGUAAAACAGGAAAAGAAAGAGAAAAAUAAAAACAAGGAAGCAACCGAAGGAGCUAAAAAACCUUUCAAGGUGUUUCAGUUUCAGUUCCAGUUUUUAUUUUAUUUUUUUUUCCCCAUUUGGUUUUUUUAAUUUUUUUGGUAAAGGGAAAAGAUGAAGAAGAAUGCACUUAAAACUAAAGAUUAUUAUACGAACUCCCUUAGUAUUUUACUGUUUUAUUUUUUACAUUUCUUGGGGACCGGACUUUGAACUUAAAAGUCCGCUUUUUAUGAAAAACAACAUUCUUUUUUUUUUCUUAAUUUCUAUACAAAAAAAUAAACAACCAUAUAAAUAAAUUAAAAAAAAAAAAAAAUAAAUAAAGAAAAACAAAAAAGCGAAUUGCCAAAACAAAACAAAAAACGAGAAAAACGCAGCAGAAAUGUAAAUUUUAUUGGCGUUUUUGGAGCGUUUUGUGUGCGGUUAAUGUCGCGCGCGUUUUAGGCGCGAUUGUGAAGCGUUUCGAGCGCGUUUCCGACGGUGAUUUCAUCUUCUUUCUUUCUUUUUUUCUCCCAAAAAAAAGGCAGAUAAAAAAAACGCAACUGUAUUUAUUGUAAAAAAAAAAAAACAUUUAUUCGACCAAAAAAAAAUAAAUUAAAAAUAAAAACAAACAACAACAACAGAAGCAACAACAAAUGUACAAAACAAGAAAUCCAUUGAAAUGCCAAAAAAGAAAAAACAAAACAAAAACCUAAUCAAUUAAAUUAGAGAACAAGAACAAUUAAAUGUGCCAACUAUAAUUUACCAAAUAAAAAACAAAAAAUAAAAAACAAAAUCUAUGCCUAAAAAAAUAAUAAAUUACACUGAAAAAAGCACUUAUCCCAAAAAGAGAACGAAGAGAACUCGAGAGGAGAGAGUAGUAAGAGUGAAAUAAUAAAAAAUAAUAACUAAACAAAAGCCAUAGUAAUAAGAUAAAACAACAACAAAAUAUAUAUUUAAUGAAAUAUAUUAAUUAAUAAUUAAAGUAAAAACUAAAAAGGGGCCAACAAGUACAAUUUGAAAAUCCAUCAAAAUGCGAUUCACCUACAAUCAGUAUAAACAUUACGAGUCCGGAUAUCGGAUUCCAUCCAAAAUGCAUAAUCUUGGCCAUCAUGGUGGUGCCAAUGGUGGCGCCAACAAUUCCAAUGGUGGCCUAAACCACAACAACAACAACAAUAACAAUAAUGGUGGCAACAACAAUGGCCACCAUUAUGGCCAUCACAACAACAAUAGCAGCAAUGGCGGCAACAAUAACAAUAACAUGCAAGCCUACCAACAUCAUUACAAAAGCAACUUUGGCAUGAGGAUGACCAUGUCCACCAACUCCACAAUGAGCGCCCGAAUACAUCGGAAGGGCUUUCGAAUCCCAUCGAAGAGACAGCCGGGCAAGGGAUUGCCCGGAAAGCUGCAUACUAUUACCAGGGCGGGUCCUGGCAAGAUGGUUCCUGGAAAGCGAAUACCACAGCGCCCCCACCCGCCCCCCUGCGACAACUCCAACGACAGCGGUCUCGGCUUCGAUCAGCACACGGAGCUGCGAGCCUCUGCGGCGGCGGCGGCGGGGGGCGUGGUCGAUGGGGCCAGCGGCAGUGGGGCGAGUGCCGGCGGACAGCAGCGGUCCGGUCUGCUGGUCAACAGCGCUCUCACCAAUACAGUGGCGGCAGCAGCGGCCGCAGCAGCAGCUGCAGUGGCAAGCAACACGUUGCAGCAACAUCAUCAGCACCACCAGCAGCAGCAACAACAACAACAACAGCAGCAGCAGCAGCACCACCAACAACAACAACAUUCACCGCAGCAGCAUUUAAUUCGAGCGAUACCUGUAUCAAGAUCGCGACACGCCAAGAAAAUGAUGGGAGGACACUACCUGGAGGACCUGGAUCUGGUAUCGGCGUCCUCCUCCUCCGAGGACUCGGCCAAUUCGACGCCAACGCCGACGGCGACGCCAACGGGCAGCCUGGACGAGGAUACGGGAUUUGUGAACGACACCACCCGGGAGGCGACAUCGUCGUCGGGCGGUGGGUCGCAGGAUCCGUUCGGUGGCGUCUUCCAGGCCACCGAAGCGGCUGUGGCGGCGGCGGUGAAUGCCUUCCAGCAGCAGCAGCAGCAGGCGCAGUUCCAGUAUACUGGAUUUAUUCAACAGCCAGGACAUCAUCAUCAUCAUCAUCAGCAGCAGCAGCAGCAGCAGCAGCAGGAGCAACAGUCGCACCAUCAGCAGCAGCAGCCGACGAGUCAUCGUGGCUAUGAUCAUCAUCAUCAUCACAACAAUCAUCAUCAUCAUCAUCGGGGCAAGCACAUCAAGCGGAAGCGGCUGGAGUGCAACCAGGUGGAACUGGACAACGAUGACGCCUGCAGCGAGGACGAGUUCAUCCGCAAGAUAGCCAGCUCAGUGGCGGCCACCUCCUCCUCCACGCCCGUUUCUGCCUCCUCCGGAGAGGCAUCUCCGACUGCCACCGCCAUUGCUCCUGCUGCUGCACCUGCCACGCCCACUGUCACUGUCAGCCUACUGUCGCGUCAGAACAACAACAACAACAACAAUGGCAAUGAGACAAAAUUUAUUUCAUCCCGUACCGUGACCCGAGUGGCCAAUAAAAGGCAACCCCAGACCCCACUCAACAGCAUCGCCAGCUCCAAUGACGGCCAGGUCCAGCUGGAGAUCGUCUCCCAGCCGGAGCAACAGCACCGAGCCCGCUACCAGACCGAGGGCAGUCGUGGUGCUGUCAAGGAUCGGAGUGGCAAUGGCUUCCCGAUCGUCCGGCUAACCGGCUAUGACAAAUCCGCCGUACUCCAGGUCUUCAUCGGCACGGAUAUUGGACGGGUGGCGCCCCAUAUGUUCUACCAGGCCUGCAAGGUGGCCGGCAAGAACUCGACGCAGUGCAACGAGAAGAAGGUCGACGGGACGAUGGUCAUCGAGAUUGAUUUUAAGCCCGAAACGGACAUGACCAUCACCUGUGAUUGCGUUGGCAUCCUAAAGGAACGCAAUGUGGAUGUGGAGCACCGUUUCCCAGAGCACCUCGCCCAGAAGAACAAAAAGAAGUCCACUCGCUGCCGGAUGGUGUUCCGCACCCAACUAACCCGGGACGAUGGCACCACCGAGACCCUUCAAGUCUGCUCGAAUCCCAUCAUUUGCACUCAACCACCUGGUGUCCCAGAGAUUUGCAAAAAGUCUCUAAACUCCUGUCCCGUCGAUGGUGGUCUUGAACUCUUCAUUAUUGGCAAGAACUUCCUCAAGGACACGCAUGUGGUGUUCCAGGAGACCUACGACAGUGUCAACGGCGAUGAUCCCGCCACGGAGAUAGCAGUUCGCCAGCAACUGAUUGGAGGAACAGCUGCCCUUUGGGAGCAGAGUGUCCUACCGGACAAGGAGUAUUUGCAUCAGACCCACUUGAUAUGCACAGUACCGCCGUAUUUGCAUCAGAACAUCCUGAAGCCCGUCCAGGUGCAGGUGUCGAUCAUCUCGAGCGGCAAGAAGAGCGAACCGCACACCUUCACCUACACGCCCAAGGGACAGUACACGACGCUGGCGGCGGCCAGUACGUUAAGUAACACAAUCCACGCCCAAGAUGUGAGCAGUUUCAUGGACACCACAGCAGCGCCCAGCGCCAGUGGCUCCAGCGGCUCCAAUGGGGCCAGCGGUGGCUGGAACUCCGGAUCAGCGUCCGGCAAUCCCAACUCGUCGGGUGUCACGGAUGCCGUUGAGGCGAAACAUGAAAUCGAUUCCGGAAUGAUGCCGCCACCGAUCACCACCCAAAUACCGAUGGGCGUGCGUCGCUCCUCCCUGCCCAGUGCCACGCCCAUGAUCACCGACCAGCAGCUGGUCCAUCUGAAUGCCGUGGCCGCCAGUGCCGAGGCCCUCAAGACGGAGCUCCUCGACGAGAGCAGCUCGCACAGUCCCCUAACCGGGGAAUCAACGCCGGACAGUCCCAACGCCGCCAUGCAGUACCAUCAUCGAUUUGCCCGGAAGACCAGCCUGGACACCAUCAUGUACGAUCAGUCGAAUAGCCUGCCCGGUUUCCCGGCCGUGGUGGCUCCGGCAACGGCUGCCGCGGUGGCCGCCGCCGUGGACAUCGAUCCGGCUGCUGUGGCUGUCGCCGUGGAGCUGGCGGUCAAGAAUGAGAUUGUCAAGCAUGUGGUGCAGCAGCACCAGCAGCUCCAGGAGCAGAUGCAGGAGCAGGUCCAGCAGCAGAUCCAGGAGCAAGUCCAGCAGAUGCAGGAACAAAUGCAGGAGCAGCAGCAGCAGCAACAGCAGCAGCCGGCGGCGGUUCAGGUGCAGGUUCAGCAGCAGCAGCAACAACAGCAAGUGCACAAGUUCAUCGACGAACUGACCAAGUCCACGUCCGUGGUCAGCAGUAAUGGGACCUCCGAACCGGCCCUCUUCACCACCUCGGCGGUCAUCGACCACGCCCUGACCGACAUCCUGCAGGCCAAGGUGGGCAUCGCCCCGCCCAAUGUCGUCCUCGAGCGGAGCCUCUCGCUGAGCAGCACCAACUCCUCCAGCUCGCUGAGCGGCACGGAGAGCUCACCCAACAGUUCACCCCUGACCCAGGACAUCAUACUCAACUCGGAGCCAGCAGCAGCUCUGGCCGGAGCAGCCGGUCUCGCCCCAGCUCCCGUCGAUGUAUCCGGCGGUCUAUCCACCGACAUCAUCAUGAAUCCCGCCGUGUCGCCGUCGACCAUACUGUGCUCGGCGAAUGGCGCCGCCACCGCCGUAGUGCCCAAUAUCCUAGCCCCCCACCAGGUCACCAUGGCCAACUCGAUCCUGAACGACAUCGCCAUGCAGCCGGAGCCCACCCAGCAGGACGCCGCUGUGGCUGCUCUCGCCUUGAGCAACAUUAUGAUGAGCCCGCCGACAGCGGCCUCGGGUGUGGGCGUGGUGGACGCCAUGCCGCCCACGCCGGCCGUCAUGCAGCCCGAAGUGGCCGCCACCGCGACCUCCACGGCCGUCAGUAAUAUGAUUAUUAAGGCGGCGGCGGAUUUCAUUACCACCCAGGAGCAGGAGCAGCACCAUUACCGCGCAGCUGUCGUCCCGCCAUCCGCCGUGGAGACCGCAGCCGGAGAUCCUCUGGUCAAUCUUCUGCUGAAUCACUCAACCACCCAGGAAACAGCAGCUGCCGCCGCCGCAGCCGUCGCUGUGGAGGCCGCCAACUUCCAGUCGAUGAACCAUCAUGGCCGGCAUGUGGCCAGCCAUCGGGGUCAUCAUGUGACCGGACACCAUCAUGUAACUGGCCAUCAUAUGCCGGUGGUGCCGCCGACACCACAAGAAUCUCUGAUCGUGGCGCUGGCCAGCGAGAAUGCGUUGCAGAAAUCGGUGGCCACCGCCGCUGUGACCACCAAUGGAGCGGUGAUGACCCAGCAGGCCUCGGCGCCCACCACGGCGGGCAGCAUCCUGCCGGCGGCAGUGGGCGCUGUGGCAGCUGCCGCCGCUGUGGCUGUCCAGCCGCCCAUUCCCCAGGAGCUGACCACCAUGUCGGACCAGGAUCUGAUCAGUUAUAUCAAUCCGAGCACCUUCGAUCAGCUUUAAAUGGCUUCAGAUCAACAAAUUAAACUACGUGGACUUGCUUCUAAUUUUUUUUUUUUGAAAUAAGAGUAAUUGUUACUCCUACACAGGCCUAGUUUUAAGAAAAAAAAUCUAUAUUGUAGAAACCCCCCAGAAAAAAAAAAACAAACACGGACAAAAUUUUAAAACUAAAUGGUUUCACGAAAAGGACCAAUUUUUUUUUACCAUAAAAAAAAAGAAAAGAAAAACAAAACACUAGUAGUUUGUAAUUUUUGCUUACGUUUUAGGUAUAAAAAUUAUGUAUAAUUAUUAUUUUUUUUUUAUAUCAUUUAAAUAUUGAUUUUUGGAAGAAAAAAGUCAUCUUAUCUCAAAAGGUUUAAAAUAAAACAAUGAUAACGACUGCCAUAUACCUAAAACAAAAAAAAAAAAAAAACAAAAACAAAAAAGAAAAUCAACUCCCGAAACAAGAAUAUAAAAAAAUGGAAAAUUAAUGAACAAAUCGAACUAAUUCCCUACUACAAUGUAAAAUAUAUAUCUAUUUUUUUUUUGUUUAAAGUCUGAUUUGUAAAUUGUUUCUCUUUUUUUACAUUUUUUUCUUUAAUGAGUUAAGUUUCAUUUAAAUAUUAAAAACAAAAUAAUCUUACCUUUUUGGGAUUUAAGUUAAGUUGGAAAAUAUAAUUUCUUUUUUGGUUUAAAAAAAAACACAAAAACAAAUACAAUUAAUAAUUUAUAAAAAAAAAUAUAUAUAUUAUAUAUGUUUAUGUGUAGCUACGAAUAUAUAAUGAAUAUGCGAGGAAUUCCAAAAGACUUUUUUGAUUUAAAGAGAAAUGCAAUUAUUAUUUUGUUUAUGGUUUUUUUUUUAUUAAAUUUAAAUUUAAAAUUAAAUAGGAAUGGAAGGAUAAAGAUCCAAAUACACCUACACACACACAAAAUGAAACUGUAACUAAUGUUAUUAUAUAUAAAUAUUACUAUUAUUAUUAUUAUUAUUAUUAUUAUAAUUAUAUAUUGUAUGUUUAAUGUUGAUAGUUGUUAUGUAAUUAGUUGCGUAAGCCAGAUAUCGGAGAGUUAUCCUUUAGAUCACCUACCAUAUAGAGUGUAUUACAGUGAAACCACAAAAAAGCAGACAAACAAAACAAAAUACGAAAGAAACCAACCCGAAGCCUACAACGAGAAUUUGCGAUUUAAUUGUAGCAGUUAGCUUAAAAAUAAAUUCAUAAAUAUUCCUCCUCCAAGAUCCGAGAGUUUCAAAGAAAUCUGCAUUUGAAAGAAAAAAAUCCCACAAACCCACAACAAAAAAUCACUAAUUUAUAAACUUAAUAUAUAUAUGUAUGUUAAAUGUAAUGUACUACCGUAUUCUAUCAAUAUAACGAACCACGAAUUUCGCCCCACUUCCCCCAAGAAUGAAUUGAAUAUUUUUUAAAGAAACAAACGAAAAAAAAAAAACUGAAACAAAGAAAGCAACAGGCUGCUACAAUUAAUAAUUAUAUACCAAGAGUUUUUUUUUUUUUAAUAAUUUUUUUUGUGUAUUUGUAUUAAUUAAUAAUUAACGUAAAGCUUGAUAAACAAUUUGAUUGACAUACGUAAUCUAGAUGUUCAACUAUGGAGUCGAUAAAUGUGUUAACAAUCUCAGAGAUUGCAUAUAUUCCUCAUUAAAUGUUACAAAGUCAAUGAAUGAAGAGAGAGAUAGCAUCAGCUAGAGUGAAAGAGAAAGAGAGAGAGAGAUAGAGCGCUUGAGAAUUGUUAGUGUUAAAUGUUAUACACAUAUACAAAACAAAAAUAAUUUAUGCUAUAUAUAUAUACAUAUAUAUAUACACCCUGAAACACUAUAUAUCUAACUUUACAAAAAACAAAAAAAAAAUGAAUAAAAUGAAUGUAUUUUUGAUGUUCUUAUUGCCCAAGUGCAGAAGCUGAAAAAUCACUGAAACCAACACAACAACCUAUAGAUAACUUCCUCAAAAAGAUUCUAGAACCAGAAAUUUUCGAAAACCCAUCCAACAACAGCCCAUCCUCCUAACCCUCCUAGCCACCUUACAGAAAAAUAUAUUUAUCUGCUCGUUAUCUCUUUUUAUGUGAAUAAAAAAUGAAAAUUUUUUUGCAAAAAAAAA
Molecule: messenger RNA, 7915 nt
Organism: Drosophila ananassae
Lineage: Eukaryota; Metazoa; Arthropoda; Insecta; Diptera; Drosophilidae
Gene: NFAT
Product: transcription factor mef2A
Exons: 11
Coding region: 1353-5834 (1493 amino acids)
Biological process (GO): regulation of transcription by RNA polymerase II
Cellular component (GO): membrane; transcription regulator complex
Molecular function (GO): DNA-binding transcription factor activity, RNA polymerase II-specific; RNA polymerase II cis-regulatory region sequence-specific DNA binding; transcription factor binding
Source: RefSeq, a predicted model, not a curated record